AGCUGAUGUACCGGGAUAGCUGUGUAAAAGACGAACAUACAAAACAAAAAGUACAGCCGAUUUGUUUAUCGUAUUACUAACCUCAAUCUGAUUCUGAAAUGUACGUGGUUAGUUGUUGGGAGUAAACAUAAUUUAAUCGAUUUAAGUUGAUGUGGCCUAUGCUAGAACUUCAUCACGGAAGACUGAUCACAUUAUUAUUGAUUCACUCCCAGCACAGUGUUACCAAUCUGAAAUGUAUCAGGCAGCUGUAAUUGGCCUUGGUCUUUCCCAUUCACUACUGAAACCUGUUGGAAUACUUUCUCUUCAUUCCUUCUCAAGGAUUAGGAUAGAAAGUUUAUCUACCUCUUCAGUUUUACUUAGGAAAAUGGCUCUGUCACCCAAACUUACAGGUGAGGAUAGGGAGUCACACUUAAAACCUCUUUUACAAAAGCAGUGGGUCCUGGAGGAUGGGAAGGACGCAAUUCACAAAGAUUUUCAGUUUAAAGACUUCAACCAGGCAUUCAGCUUCAUGACUCGUGUAGCACUGCUGGCUGAGAAGAUGGAUCAUCAUCCAGAAUGGUUCAAUGUCUACAACAAAGUCAAGGUCACACUGUGGAGUCACGAUGUUCAGGGGCUGAGUCAGCGGGACAUCAAGAUGGCCACUUUCAUGGAGACUGUCGCUGCUUCCUUGGCAGCUUAAGUAACGGAGAUAAUAAUAUAUGUGUGAUAUUUUCUAUUGUCUUAUUUUUAGAAUAUAAUAUAAUGUUAAUUUACAAACCUA
Molecule: messenger RNA, 760 nt
Organism: Homalodisca vitripennis (glassy-winged sharpshooter)
Lineage: Eukaryota; Metazoa; Arthropoda; Insecta; Hemiptera; Cicadellidae
Product: probable pterin-4-alpha-carbinolamine dehydratase
Exons: 4
Coding region: 233-679 (148 amino acids)
Biological process (GO): tetrahydrobiopterin biosynthetic process
Molecular function (GO): 4-alpha-hydroxytetrahydrobiopterin dehydratase activity
Source: RefSeq, a predicted model, not a curated record